CUAUGCACUAUGUUCGUGUCGAUGCAAAGUGUAAACAGUGCAAAAGACUUCUUUAAGUACGUUGCUCUCGAAUUAUUAGAAGACAAAGUGCCUUUGCUUACCGACGAUUCAACCCCUGAGCUGCUGCAGCAACAAAGCAUCGCACAUUUAAAAAAUAUUGCUCCCUAUGUGUUAAUUUUUGAAAAAUGCGAACACAUCGCCGUGUCUGAGGCAACUACGAGAAACGUCAGUCAUAACCUGCAGAAUGUGCUGCUCACGUUUGUGUUUGACGUCAUAAACCAGUGCCCUGAUGUGAGGAUCUUCAUCGUUUCUCGCACCAAGUUUCAGUUCGCAAGACUGAAUAGAGUAUAUUUUGAACAGAGUUUAAUGCCACUUUGUGUUUCGGACGCAAAAGCCUUAUUGCUUGACACUUUUCCUCACUCCGAUGCAGAAAAUGAAGGUCCAUUUAUAGAUGAUAAUACUUUAACUCAACUUGCAGAACAAUGUGCAAGAUUGCCCCUUGCUCUAAUCAUUGUAGGGAGCAUUCUACGUGAUGGUAAUCUGAGCCCAAGUGAAAUGUUGGACCUCAUGAAGGAAGAACGGCUGAAAGCUCUCAGUGACGAGAGUUUCUCUGACUCUGAGAGAAUAGAUAAAGUGAUUAGAACCCACCUUGCACGACUGACUGACGUUUUCAGACAGCACUUAGCGGCCAUUGGUUAUAUCCCUGGUCAUUUCAGCAAAGAGGCCGUUGCUGCAGUUUUGGGCUUCAAGCAGGAAACUGGUGGCGGUCAAGUCGUGAAAGAACUAUUAAGAGUGUCCAUGAUACAGGAAGAAUCAACAGGAUUGUCCAUGGCACAAAGACACAGGAUGAGAUACGACAUCCAAUCUCUGAGAAGAGAAUACUUGGAAAAGCACGUACCGUUAAAGGAAUUACCUGUGGUGAGGCUCCGUUAUAGUAAGUUUUUCGCAGAUAUUCUUCAGUGUGUUAAUAACCAAAUGCUGUCCAAGAACUCAAUGUUUGCCACUGCCACCAUGGACGUGGUAUGGAAGAACUUGGAGAAGCUGCUCACACAGGCGAUGCAUUGUACUGAAGACAGCUACAAGAGUUUUAUCAAAGUAGCUGUGCUGGCAGAAUACCCUAUCAUCAGUUUCUUCCAAAAAGAAAGCAUUGGUUUCUACGAAGACAUGAUGGAGCAGUCUAGAAUGUUUGACGGUGCUGACCACAGACAUCAUGGACUUAUGCUAUCAGCAUACGCACAGGCAGUGACCAAUAUUGAGGGUGAUAUACAAAAAGGCAUAGAUUAUUAUGAGAAGGCGAGGGUAAUUCUUUCCGUCAAGGGUACUCCUGUAGACAUGGCCUCUCUGUUCCAGCAUCUGGGUUGGAACUACUACAAAUAUGGCCACCUGAAUAAGUCACAGAGGUACCUUCACAAAGCAUACAAACUGGAAGAAGAGGGGGGUAUGCACGCAAGCCUUCUUAUGAGUCAAACCCUUUCGACCCAGGGCCUCGUCUUUUCUAUAAUGGGAGAGAAGGAAAAAGCCAUAAAAUAUUUUGAGGAUACCCUUGACUUACGCAUAUCUAACUUUGGAGAGCAUCAUCCUUCCAUUGGGGCUGUCUACAACAAUAUGGGACUGACAUAUCGCGAGUUGGGAGAGGAUGAUAAUGCACUGAAGAACUUCGAAUGUGGUCUUAGAUGCAAACGUAGAUGCAUGAAACAAGCCAACCUGUCCAUCGUUUACUCUCUAAGUAAUACAGCAAUGCUCUAUGUCAAAAAGGGGAAUUUUGACAGAGCUAUGUCUAUGCUGCAAGAUGCUUUUUCUAUGUGUCAGAAGAUUGGAAAGACGACAGAUAUAGCUCUCAUUUAUGAUGACUUUGGACUUGUUUGUAUGAAGAAAAAAGAGUUUCCUGAAGCUGUGGAUUAUUUUCAGAAAGCUGUUGACAUCCGUAGAGAACAUACACCUAUUCAUUUCACAUUGGUUGAGCACCUGCUUCAUUUAGGACAGGCACAGGCUGAGCAAAUAUACGAGGCAGUGGCUCAGCUAGCUGACCAAGAAAACGUGGCACCAAAUGGACAGACUGUGGUUACUGAAAAUAACAGCAAUAAAUGUGAACAAGCAUUUGAACAUCAUGAUGGGAAUUUGUCCACGAAUGAACAAAACACAAUGCCCAAGGCGACUGGUAGACCACGCCAAGGGGCUCUACGCUGUGAUCAAUAUCGAAAUCUAUAUGAACAAAGUCGGUCCAACUUGCAAGAAGCUGCUGAAUUAACUCCUCAGGUUCAUGAGCAAUUCCCAAAAUCUAAAAUGCCGUUGACAGUAUAUAAGGAACUGGCAAAGCUUUACAGGGUGGCUGGUGAGGUCAAAGGAUCGACGAAAAACGAAAUGUUGGCAAAGAUGGAAGUGACGCGUUUGAAUAGACUUGGUGUACAAGUUGAUGAAGAAUUUUCGGUAGAGGAAGUUUGA
Messenger RNA from Lingula anatina, 2442 nucleotides. RefSeq lists its product as uncharacterized. NCBI's taxonomy places the organism in Eukaryota, Metazoa, Brachiopoda, Lingulata, Lingulida, Lingulidae. Gene Ontology annotation, molecular function: ATP hydrolysis activity; protein binding. The record is from RefSeq and is a predicted model, not a curated record.